Chrysochloris asiatica (Cape golden mole) is the source of this 1608-nucleotide messenger RNA. It is a transcript of the gene STXBP1, whose product is annotated as syntaxin binding protein 1. NCBI's taxonomy places the organism in Eukaryota, Metazoa, Chordata, Mammalia, Afrosoricida, Chrysochloridae. The transcript is spliced from 17 exons. The coding region runs from base 67 to 1608 and encodes 513 amino acids. The record is from RefSeq and is a predicted model, not a curated record. Gene Ontology annotation, cellular component: plasma membrane; secretory granule. Gene Ontology annotation, molecular function: syntaxin binding. Gene Ontology annotation, biological process: intracellular protein transport; neurotransmitter secretion; vesicle-mediated transport.
CAUGAUGUAAUAAAGAAGGUAAAGAAGAAGGGAGAGUGGAAGGUGUUGGUGGUUGACCAGCUCAGCAUGAGGAUGCUGUCGUCCUGCUGUAAGAUGACAGACAUCAUGACCGAGGGGAUAACAAUUGUAGAAGACAUCAACAAGCGCAGAGAACCGCUCCCCAGCCUGGAGGCUGUGUAUCUCAUCACUCCUUCUGAGAAGUCUGUCCACUCUCUCAUCAGUGACUUUAAAGACCCACCAACUGCAAAAUACCGGGCUGCUCAUGUCUUCUUCACUGACUCUUGUCCAGAUGCCCUGUUUAAUGAGCUGGUAAAAUCACGAGCAGCCAAAGUCAUCAAAACUCUGACUGAAAUCAACAUUGCAUUUCUUCCAUAUGAAUCCCAGGUGAGUCCAAGUAGAGAGGAAUACAAAGACAAUGCCUUGCUGGCUCAGCUCAUCCAGGACAAGCUCGAUGCUUAUAAAGCCGAUGAUCCAACAAUGGGGGAGGGCCCAGACAAGGCACGCUCCCAGCUUCUGAUCCUGGACCGGGGCUUUGACCCCAGCUCCCCGGUACUUCAUGAACUGACUUUCCAGGCGAUGAGUUAUGACUUGCUGCCUAUUGAAAAUGAUGUGUACAAGUACGAGACAAGCGGCAUUGGAGAGGCACGGGUGAAGGAGGUGCUCCUGGACGAGGAUGACGAUCUCUGGAUAACGCUGCGUCACAAGCACAUCGCCGAGGUGUCCCAGGAGGUCACUCGUUCUCUGAAAGAUUUUUCUUCUAGCAAGAGAAUGAACACUGGAGAGAAGACCACUAUGCGGGACCUGUCCCAGAUGCUGAAGAAGAUGCCCCAGUACCAGAAAGAACUCAGCAAGUAUUCCACCCACCUGCACCUUGCUGAGGACUGUAUGAAGCAUUACCAAGGCACCGUAGAUAAACUCUGCCGAGUGGAGCAGGACCUGGCCAUGGGCACAGAUGCUGAAGGGGAGAAGAUCAAAGACCCCAUGAGAGCCAUCGUUCCCAUUCUGCUGGAUGCAAAUGUCACCACUUAUGACAAAAUCCGUAUCAUCCUUCUCUACAUCUUUUUGAAGAAUGGCAUUACUGAGGAAAACCUAAACAAGCUGAUCCAGCAUGCCCAAAUUCCCCCCGAGGACAGUGAGAUCAUCACCAAUAUGGCCCACCUUGGCGUGCCCAUCGUCACCGACUCCACUUUGCGCCGCAGGAGCAAGCCAGAGCGGAAGGAGCGCAUUAGUGAGCAGACCUACCAGCUCUCACGAUGGACCCCGAUUAUUAAAGACAUCAUGGAGGACACUAUUGAGGACAAACUGGACACAAAGCACUACCCCUACAUCUCUACCCGCUCCUCUGCCUCUUUCAGUACCACCGCUGUCAGUGCUCGCUAUGGACACUGGCAUAAGAAUAAGGCUCCAGGGGAGUACCGCAGUGGCCCCCGCCUCAUUAUUUUCAUCCUUGGGGGCGUGAGCUUGAAUGAGAUGCGUUGUGCUUACGAGGUGACCCAAGCCAAUGGAAAGUGGGAAGUGCUAAUAGGAUCCACGCACAUUCUCACUCCACAGAAACUGCUGGACACGCUGAAGAAACUGAAUAAAACAGAUGAAGAAAUAAGCAGUUAA